ACAGGAAUCUUGUACAUUUCAUUAACACCAUGACGACAUUUGUUCCCUUAUCGCAGGACACUGAAGGCGCAGUGAGCUCCGCUGCCCUGGGUGAUUGGAUCUUGUCCAUCAUUAAGGUCAGGGAACCCAGCAAGACCAACGAAUACUACAGCAAGUUGUUAAACCUAUUUCAAGAAGUGGAUGGCGAACAGGUUAUAAAAGACCCAUUUCAGCUAUUCGAGCUAUUAUUGAGCGGUCACGAUCUAGUGUUUGCGUUUCUACAGGAUGCCAAGGAUAAUGGCGAAUCUAGUUUGAUGAGCAUAGAUUCAGUUACCAGGGCGGAAGUAGAGGUCCCAGUUAAGUAUGGCGACGCCGUUAAGCAGGUUGAGGAAUAUUUCACAGUGCUGAUGUACAUGCUCCAGCUACGAUUCACCAGCAACGCCCAAAUCGAUAAGGCUGGUACCCUGUUGUUGAAGGCUAUAUCCGGUGGUGAUACCUUUGUUGAGUUGCGCUUAAAGUUGAUGCAGAUGCUCUAUAACAGUGUUGACGUGACGCUGCCACUUCGUGUGGUUGUGUACGUGGAAAUAUUGGAGUUCGCUUCGAGGCACGAUUUGUUCCAUACCCUGCUGCCGGUAAUACAGAAACUGGACGAAUGGAUGAAGGAUUGGGUCAUCGACAAGAAGACGCGAAUCAAUAUCUACCGUAUCAUAUCAGAGCAACUGGAUAAAAUGGGAAAUUCCGAGCUGUCGUUCCAUUACUGGGCCAAGUGCAUCGAGUGCUGCGACCAAGAUGCGUUGUAUACAUCGGAUAACCUUAAGGUGAUUGCCGAUUUCUGUGUACGUAGCAUUAACGCGGACGGCGUGUUGUAUUUCGACCGUCUUCGCCACAAGCCCGCGAUUGACCACUUGUCAAAGACUGAAUUUGCCCUAGUGGUCGAUAUAUUAGACCUGUUGAUACAGGGUAGCGAAGAUGAUUUCGAUGUCUUCCUGUCCAAGCACGGUGACAGCGCUCUUGCAGCCAUUGGCAUUUCCCCUGAAACUGUCAGGGCUAAGCUCAAGCUCCUGACAAUAGCCUCCAUCUGUCAAAACGAGCCUGAAGUACCAAUCGCACGUAUCCAGGAAUGCUUGAAAUUAUCAAAGGAUGAAUCGGAAGAGCUUGUGGUCACCGCGAUAACAAAGGGGGUAUUAGACGGACUCAUCGACCAACGCAGUGAAAAGGUUAUCAUAAGAUCAGUAAUGCAGCGCCAGUUCCGCAAGGAACAGCUACAGCAGCUACACUCCAACCUACUACAGUGGAAGAGCUGCGUCAGCAAUUUGAUAUCAGUACUGGGCAAUCAACCAUAAGUUAAUGUAAUACGCGA
Babesia bovis T2Bo is the source of this 1339-nucleotide messenger RNA. RefSeq names its product proteasome PCI/PINT domain family protein. The record is from RefSeq and is a predicted model, not a curated record. The transcript is spliced from 2 exons. NCBI's taxonomy places the organism in Eukaryota, Apicomplexa, Aconoidasida, Piroplasmida, Babesiidae. Gene Ontology annotation, cellular component: eukaryotic translation initiation factor 3 complex. Bases 30 to 1322 code for a protein of 430 amino acids. Gene Ontology annotation, biological process: cytoplasmic translational initiation.